Messenger RNA from Malassezia globosa CBS 7966, 1269 nucleotides. RefSeq lists its product as uncharacterized. Gene Ontology annotation, molecular function: zinc ion binding. Lineage: Eukaryota; Fungi; Basidiomycota; Malasseziomycetes; Malasseziales; Malasseziaceae. Gene Ontology annotation, biological process: regulation of DNA-templated transcription. Gene Ontology annotation, cellular component: nucleus. The record is from RefSeq and is a predicted model, not a curated record. The transcript has a single exon. Bases 1 to 1269 code for a protein of 422 amino acids.
AUGAAUGCUGCUCCCGAAAAAGAACUCGGUAAAUUCCUGGGCCUCGAUGAUGCGACAGUGUCUGAACAAGUCUUACCAAUCAUUUCAUCCCACAAAACUCCCAAAGCCUUGCAUGCAUACCUUCGCGACUUGAUCGGAUCUUCACCUGAAGCUAUGUCAUUGACUGAGCGAUUUGUACACUUGCAUUUUCCGAAAGAGGAAGAAUCUGCGUCUCGUCGUGAUGCGAAACCCAUCCGUUUAACUCCAAGCACAUUGAAAAGCGCGCUUGCAGAAGCUGAUCAGCGCGCGAAACCACGACAUUUGGAGCCUACACCGGAGAUGAAGGCUCUGGAUGCUGAAUUGACAAUGCUUUCCACGGAACCUUCCUCAGCGAAUGCAUUUUCAUAUGCGCCGACACAAGGAUACAUGUGUUUAUGCCAAGGCCAGCAACAUGAAUUGGCCAAAUGGGCGCCACUGUGCGUAGCAUGUGGCUUGGUGCUGUGCAACGCGCUCCGUCCCGUCCCUAUUGCACCCACAUCUAUAUGCCCGUCGUGUCAAACCAGUCCUAUCGUUUCUACCAAGGAUCGCAUGCGCUUGCUGAGUGAAAUGGCUGGACUACGCGAGCACUUGGCGCAAGAGCAAGCAGAGCAGGAAUCGCGGCGACAUGCUGAGUGGACGGCUCAGCGACUUAGUGGACAGUUGCCAGAGCAGGCAUUCCCUGCAUUGAAUGAACGUCCGUCCAGUCUAGCAAGACCUACACCUACGAUGCAAGGUAAGGUGCCGCGCAGUCGGACGCUACAUCUUGAUCUGAAAACACACAAAGUCACCGUCUCGAACUCUCGACCCAAGUCAAGUGCAAGUGCAUCAGAGACGUCUAGCACCCACACUUCAAAAAGAAACGAAGGUCAUAGUGAAGAUAUGCCCUCGACAGCCGAAGAUGGCUCCCCACUCAUCUACAAUUUCGAUGACGAUGGAUUCAGGUUCCGCUUUGGCAACGCCUUGUCUCAUCAAGCGAUCAAAUCAUUCGGCCGGCACUGGUCAGAUGUGCCUGCCUCCUCUAUCACAUGUACCUAUAUGCCUUCAAACACACGCGACAUGCCUUUACCUACAUUUGAGACUGAAGAAUUGACCGAGGUGCCUGAGCUCGAUUCACUGCUUCAACGCAGACCGCCAGGAAGUGCAUCGGAUUCACGCCAUCGGAACAGGCAAAGUGCCACGGCCGAGGCUCUUUCCCGUAGUCAGGGGCGCAAGACUGGUAAGCCAGGACGUCGGCGGCGCCCUGGUAAGUAG